Molecule: messenger RNA, 804 nt
Organism: Brassicogethes aeneus
Lineage: Eukaryota; Metazoa; Arthropoda; Insecta; Coleoptera; Nitidulidae
Source: the annotation of a GenBank genome assembly
AUGGGCAAAUAUUCAAGUGAUUCAGAAACUGAUAAAAGAGGAGGCAAAAGCUAUUCUAGUAGGAAUAAAAGAAGAUCGACAUCUUCUAGUUCCGACAGUUCAAAAAGUAAAUAUAGAAGAGAUAAAAAAUAUAAAAGAAGAUCGCGAAGUAAAAGUAGAGAUAAAUAUUCCAGAUCAAGGAGAUCUAGAAGCAGUAGUGUUUCUACGUACCAUUCAUCGACAAAAUCAAAAUACUGUCGAUCCAGUUCCAAAGAAAAAUCCAAAUACAAAAAAUCGCCAUCUAGGGAGAAAAGACGUUCACACUCUAGAGAUCGCUUUAGAUCUCGAAGAUCAAGAUCUAAAUCAUACAUACGAGAAUACGCUUCAAAGCCGAAAAAUCGUUCGGAUAGUUCAGAAUCCAGCUCAUCAGAGUCAAAUCAGUCGAAUCCCAAAAAUAUAAUAACACGAGAUAAAAAAAAGACGCACACUGACAGUAGUGGUUUGCCUUUAAAACAAAGUAAAAAUUUUGAUUAUCUACCUAAUUGCACAAUAACUGAUAAUAAAGUAAUUGCCGAAAUAAAUGAAGACAAGUUUGCACCCAAAAAGUUUAUAAGCAGUGGUAAAUCCAAGAAGGAUGAAAAAAUUGUUAUUGACUUGAAAAAACAAACUAUUAAAAUACCUAAAGUGGAACCAAUAGAACCUGAUAGCAUAUUCCAUCAUAAUCUUUUUUUGAACGAAGAAUCACGUAUGGAUAAAUGGGUUAAAGAAUUAUAUUCAUAUAGACAAAAAUCCCUGCAGCAAGGGCAAAAAAACUGCAAACAUUUA